AAGGACACAUAUAAAGGCUUCCCAGACUCUCUCCCCUGCCUGCGGGCUCAGAGCGGCCGCAGAGGCAAGCGUGGAUUCCUGCGGCCUUCUGCCACGAUGAAGCGGGAACUGUGUUCGAGGGCCCUGACUCGCGCCUUCCUGGCCGAAUUAAUUGGCACGACGGUCUUUGUUUUCGUAGGCCUGGGCUCAGCCCUGCCCUGGCCCCUGGCCUCCCCUUCGGUCCUGCAAGUCGCUCUCGCCUUUGGCCUGGCUAUCGGCACCUUGGCCCAAUGCUUGGGCCACGUCAGCGGCGCCCAUCUCAACCCUGCAGUGACCACCGCGUUCCUGCUGGGCUCUCGCAUCUCCCUUUGCAAAGCUGUUUGCUACGUCCUUGCUCAGCUCCUCGGAGCAGUGGUGGGAGCUGCUCUUCUGUAUGAACUGACCCCCAGUCAGGUCCACGGAAGCCUGGGGGUCAAUGCGCCCCAGAACACCACGUCGGCAGGACAGGCUGUGACCAUUGAGAUGUUCCUCACACUCCAGCUGGUCCUCUGUGUCUUUGCGUCCACCGACAGCCGCAGGACGGAUGUUGGCUUCCCGGCAUUGUCCAUUGGAUUGUCAGUCACUGCAGGACACCUGAUAGGGAUCUACUACACUGGCUGCUCUAUGAACCCGGCUAGAUCCUUUGGCCCAGCUCUGGUCAUGGGGAACUUUGCUAACCACUGGAUUUUCUGGAUCGGGCCGCUAGCUGGUGCCAUCGUAGCCAUGAUGCUAUACGACUAUCUUUUGUGCCCGCGACCCAGGAGCACGGCAGACCGAAUUGCCAUCCUCAGAGGAGACCGUGAUCCUGAGAAAGAAGCAGAGCAUGGACGUCAGAAGAAGCAGUCCUUGAAGACCUACUCUGUCCACACCAUUCCCAAGCUCAUCGACACGGAUGAUAAGGCUUGUGGGUUGGUCUCUUAAAGGAGACAGGCUCAGCCUUCUUGUUUACGCAGUGGGAUGGACGAGGCAGCUAACCUUAUGCUCAGGAUCCAGCUCUGUGGACUAGGAAUGCCUCGCCUUUGUCUCACCUCCAAACAGAGGAUUGGGUGGGAAAAAGCACCUUCCUUGCCCAUGUGACUUUUCAAAAUGCUGCUUGCUGACAGACUCUAGCUGUCAGGUUUCAGGGAAUCACAGCCCCCCGCACCCCCCACCCCUUGGCAGUAGAUAAGCAGAACAAAGGAAAAGGAGUCUUCUUACCAGUUAGAAACUUUAAUGAACACAGCGAGAGAACAAAGAAUUCCUAGGAAUGGCGGUGCUCCCAAUUAAGGGUUCCACCCACUUCCUCCCUACUCACCCACGUCACUACUGUGUCUUGUAACCUGAGCUCAUAACCACUGUGCUUUCUAUGCUGCCACCUUAUCUGCUCUUCUUGACCUUGGGCUGAGCGGAUGGAUGCUUUCCAGAGACAGUGAAUCUGUUCACUCUCUCUCCCGGCGCAUCUUCUCUUAGCUGUUCCCCAUCCAGGAUUUCCCAGCUUCUGCCUUCUGAACUAUGCCCCUCUGCAAACCACUGUUCCAAAUCUAUACUGUCCUUCUGCUCCUGGGAAGAUUCAGGAUCCGGGGGAGGGGGGGCUCCGAACUAUCCUCAGUGCAGCCCUCCUCAGCACAGUCCCCGACACUAGCAUAAGAAAAUCAUGAUCUCAGGAGGGCAUACCCAGGGGGCUAGCUAGCUGCUCCGGCACCCAGGGUGGCGGGGGAAGGAUGAUCCGCUUAUGGGGCAGGGCGAUCCGCCCACGGGGGCACCGUAGCGAGCUGCCCACGGAGUCCGCCUGGUGGACGCAGGCCCCAUGCUGCCGUUUUGGGCAGUUCGGGGCCCCGAGCCACUGCGUCCCUCCCAGGAGGGACAAGGCCCCCCAGUAAGUGCCACCCCCUGCGGUGUGAUAUUUUGUCACCCACUCAGGGAUGACACUGGGGUGGGCCACAACUCCCCGCGCCCCGCUUUGUACGCCCCUGGGUAUACCCACACUAAAAACCUUAUUGUAGUUUUGAAUUCAUAUUUUAAAUUGUCGAGGUUUUCAUCAGCAAAUUCUGGGAAUGAUCAUCUUGGCUGACCUCCUCUGCCAGCAUUCCAGCUUGUCAAUAUCCUUAAAUUGUGGCGCCCAGAACUGGACACAGAAUUCUAGUUGUGCUCUUCAGCCACCCAGUAAUUUACUAAUAUCAUUUGUAUGAAAUUAAUAUGCGGGUGGCGCUGUGGGUUAAACCACAGAGCCUAGGACUUGCCGAUCAGAAGGUCGGCGGUUCGAAUCCCCA
Podarcis muralis (Common wall lizard) is the source of this 2267-nucleotide messenger RNA. RefSeq names its product aquaporin-5-like. NCBI's taxonomy places the organism in Eukaryota, Metazoa, Chordata, Lepidosauria, Squamata, Lacertidae. The record is from RefSeq and is a predicted model, not a curated record. Gene Ontology annotation, cellular component: plasma membrane; apical plasma membrane. Gene Ontology annotation, biological process: water transport; transmembrane transport. Gene Ontology annotation, molecular function: water channel activity.